GAUCGAAGUGAAAUCAGUAUGAAGUAAGGGAUGCCCGGUCCGUUCGGACUUCUCGAAAUGCGAAGGGUUCGGCGUCGCGUGUCCGAAACCUUCGUCCGUCCCGCCGCUCCAUUUGCAGCCGGAGGGGGAGGAGAGAAGAGUUCCCAAACUGCCCAGGGCCCAUCGGCAGGGUCCACCGCAUCACGACCACCAAAGAGCUCGACAAAGUCCCUAAACAUAUGGACACUCAGCGCUGUACGGUUGCGUCGGCCCUCGACUUGCGGUCGAUCUUCUGGGGCAACCUCCUUCUCCUCGGCUUCAAACCAGACAACGCGUCCAUCAACAAAAAUGUGUUCAACAGCCACUCGCCUGCUGGGGGAAAGGCCAUGGAGGCCGUCGUCAGGUUUCUGUUUGGGGUUCUGGACGAGAAGGAAGCCGAUUCGCGUUUCGCCAAAUGUUGGCCGAUAACAGACCGAAAUCAGGCCCGCGACUUUCGGAAUAUCGUUAUCAAGUGGCUGGAAGCCAUGAAGAAGGAGGGUCAGUUGCCGCCUGAUGUAACGAUUCGGAAAUCGCAUUUCGAUGAAUGCCGGGGUGAACGAUUUGAGCGGACGCUUUGGGCGCUUUCCAGUCUGGCAUUGAGGGUGGCACUGAGUCGGGAAGUCGGUGCGGACGGCAUGGAGAAGAUAGGGGAAUGCAUGCUGAAGAACAACGAGGAACUGAAGACACAGUCAAUCAGCAAUCACCAGACAUUCCUGAGAGAGUGUACGGCGCGGGGAGACCAGCAGAAGAGGUGGGAAUCGUAUGGCACAAAACUUACAAGUGAAUAUGAGGAAGUGAAACAGCGAAAGAAAGGAGUAAGCCUAAAACGAGCCCGAUUGGAUAACUCCUUUAUCAAGCUUUUUGGAGAUGCAGUCCCAAUCAACGAGGCGCUGAAGCAUCGCGACGAGUGCCUCUCCAACAUCCGCCAGCAUAGAAAACGAAUGGCGAAGUGGAUGCAUGACAAUCAGGAAAAUGUGGAGACCAUCGGAGCGUAUGUCAAUGGGCGGAUGAAAACGCAUACGUUGAUGGGCAACGUCCCGCGGAGUGGCCCCGGACAUUUGACAGGGCCACCUAAAGGCGUGGUCGAUCUGACCGAGGUUGCGAAGAGGUGGGGCGAGGCACAUGCGGAAUUGGCGGCCGCUCUCCGCUCGUAUUUUGACGAAAGGAAGGGCGUGGAUGCGAUAGAUCACAACUCGAUGGAGGGGUUGUCCGACGCGUUCAUCCUGCUGAACGAUGCAGAGGAGUUGAAACGGCAACUGGAGCACGAGUUUAGAGAUGUCACUGCGAAAGUCGAGAAGGAGAGUGCCAACUACCGGGUGCAGUACGCCAAACGGCAUAGCCUGCCGUCGACGAAACCAUCAUCACCUACCUCGAAAUCGUUCACUCAAACCUACGACGGGACAACAUCACCAUUUCCCCUAGAUCGCAAAGCACAAUGGCAAAGCGUGCGCACACCGCCACCGCCAACAUUCCGGAAAACUCUGUCCUCCCUCACGACAACCCCGGAGGCAGUGCAGGCCCUCCAAAGGAGUGUCGUGACCGAGAUGUCAGCAAAGCGGGCUCCGGCGGAGGAGGCAGCUGCCGCAACAACUGCGGGACAGUUGAGGGAGAGGGUUCUGGGCGUGGUGUCGUCCAAUGAAGGCCGGCGAGAAGCGAGGAACAGGACGGAGUUGGGCGCAACGGGACAAGCCCGCAGCGGGCUGCUUAUUGCUGCCGGUUCAUCACGCAAAACCGGUGCUACGAUCACAAGGCGGGUAGUGCCUGCCCCGGUAAAGCCACCCCCCGCCCCAUCAAUGGUGAAGCAGGCCACGAGGGCGGAAUCGGCGACGGAUACUAUGCAGCGGACCUCUGCUGGAAAGAAUGCCCACGUAACAUUGGGAAGUAGGCCGACAUUGGUCCCAUCGAAAUGGCAGCAGAGAGCACAGACAACGGCGGAUAUCAACUUUACGUCUCGUGCCCCAUUUGAUGGGAGUCGCACGGCCGACGGCGAAUCACUGAUCCCGGAGGGCAAGAGCAAGCCUUAUACUCGGAAUGAUACCCAGAUCUCAAACACCGCACCUACUGCCUCUGCAAGACCCAAACGAUUCGCGCUUAUCCCUGAGGUUUUACCAGACCGCUCCACUCCACUACCUGUUCCACCGGUAUCUGGUGGUUCGAUACUCGCUCCACAUUCGGCUCUGAAAUCAUCUCGACCUCUGUUGCACACCCUACCGGAGGCAGGAAACGAACCUGUUAGCAAAUCCACCCUCUUGGCAUACGACCGUCUCUGCGAGCAGAUCGUUGACUUUGUCAACAAUGACAUUGUUUUCCCAGGUGCUCUCGAACCGAGCAUAGGAUCCGAUUUUUCAAACGAUCCGGUAACUGUAGUGGCUGAACCGAGGUGCAUCGAUGCUCGCGAGGCCUUAUCAGGCGGCUCCGAAGACCCCAUCUCCGCACUGGGAACAGCGGCGUUUGCGCCACGCGCCGAAAUCCCUCGCACUCCUGAAAAGGAUCCACCGAGAGCCAUCCGACCCAAGAUUGCAUUUUCUCCGAUACCUUCCACACCACCGCCCGUCCGCUCUAGUUUAUCAUCAACACCGCAGGCUGCCACGCCGUUAUCGGCAACCGCUGCCCAAGCUACAACACCGCCACAAUCUACAACGCCUUCUUCACCUACUAUCCCGCCUUCGACCCUCAGUUUCCUCCUCAAAGCAGCGAUGUACAAGCCCAAAACGCCAUCAAAGCUGUCGCAGCCGGUCAUCUUCUCGCCAGACUCUUCCAUCGCGUCUGAUGAUCUCGACUCACACGGCGGGGCCGAGAUUGGGGUUCCGAUGUGGACUACAGUGGACGGGAAUGAUUCCCAAGUGCAUCAGCGAUUGGAUGCGGCGUCGGUGAAGGAGGGGGGAGACGGGAAUCCUGAUGAGGAUGGGCUGGGAAUUAGAGAGCUGGGUUCGAUGGAGUUGUCCAUUGAGCUGGAUCUGGAGCUUGGGCCUGAUGAGAGUGGAUUUUUGUCUUUUGAUGAUGAUUGAAUGACGGUUGUAUGAGCGACGAGGAUUGCAUUACCAUCUGGAGUCUAGACAGACGCCGUGUAAGAUGCGCAUACAUUCAAAGCGUAGU
Fimicolochytrium jonesii is the source of this 3114-nucleotide messenger RNA. RefSeq names its product HAUS augmin-like complex subunit 6 N-terminus-domain-containing protein. The transcript is spliced from 6 exons. The record is from RefSeq and is a predicted model, not a curated record. NCBI's taxonomy places the organism in Eukaryota, Fungi, Chytridiomycota, Chytridiomycetes, Spizellomycetales, Powellomycetaceae. The coding region runs from base 219 to 3026 and encodes 935 amino acids. Gene Ontology annotation, biological process: spindle assembly. Gene Ontology annotation, cellular component: mitotic spindle microtubule; HAUS complex. Gene Ontology annotation, molecular function: microtubule binding.